This is a messenger RNA of Uloborus diversus, 4062 nucleotides long. RefSeq lists its product as uncharacterized. The transcript is spliced from 6 exons. The coding region runs from base 179 to 3442 and encodes 1087 amino acids. Gene Ontology annotation, molecular function: chromatin binding. Lineage: Eukaryota; Metazoa; Arthropoda; Arachnida; Araneae; Uloboridae. The record is from RefSeq and is a predicted model, not a curated record.
AACUUUGAGGAUAUUGGAUACGUGAUUUGUUUAUUAUUGUUUUUUUUACAUUGUUUUUUCUUUUGGAAUAACUCAUGACAAGUUUAAGGAUUUUCUUAAAAGGAUUGCUUGUCUACAGGCAUGAGAGAAGAAAUCUUCUAUUUAUGGCCGAAGAUGUGCUUUUAGUUUCGCCUGAAAAAUGAAAGACGUUCCAUUAAAACCUAGUCAGAUAUCUCUGAUGCCUAAGACGAAAGUUGGCAUCAAAAAAGAAAAGAUAGCGAAGAAAAUGAAAGAUCAAAAACUUACUGCCCCAAAAUCGAACAAAGGCAAGAAUAAUUCGGUCAAAAAUGCUGAAAAUAAAACCAAAAGCUCUAAAGAAGGAAAGGAGGCUGUACCAAAGAGAAAACGUGGAAGGCCGAGAAAUGAUGAUAAAGUGCCGAAUUCGAAAAAAACAAAAAAUCAAGUUAAGGGGAACAACAAAAACGAUGUUAAGUCGGUCGGUCGUAAACGGAAAAUACCACAAACUGUCAUUAAAAUUGAGAAAGAUUUCAGUAUUCCUCCGCAAAAGAAACCAAAGAUACUUGACAUAAAUUACAAUGCCAGCAUGAACGGGAACAGCAAAAUUCCUCCUGCCCUUCUUUCAGGUAAACCUUGGAUACAAAAAGGUGAAUCACCCACCGCCAUUGAGCACACUGUAUCAAAUAGCAUGAACGGCAAUGGAACAUUCAAUACCAGCAAAAAGUCUUUGCCGUUUGGUACCAAAAAGCCGGGUUCCAUCUUGAAAAGUGCAACAUUUAUACCUCCUCCUUCCCCUCUCAUACAACCUCCCGCUAUCCCCAAAAAGGAAAUGGUCAACGGCAAUAGUUGGUUGAAGCCCUUAAAGGUUUCGCCUUUUAAGACAACUAAGCCCGUGAUCAAGAAAGAAAUUGAAAUCCCCAAAGAUAUCAUAAAAAACAUUAAAGUCGAAAAGGUGAACAAUGUUUUUGCUUCGUUCAAAGAACCGGUAAAAUCUCAUCCUCAAAGAAUGGCUAGUCUAGACGCAAUGGCAAAAAUGCAUGUCAUUUGUACCACUGACAGGAGGCCUAUUGAACACCAUCCUAAGACAAGUUCUGUUGUUACCAUCUGUUCGCAGCCUUUUGUAUCUGAGAAGUCCUUAACUCAGUGCCAUAAGAGGAUACAGUUCGAUUUAAAGAAAGAAAGCAAAGACUUCGAAGGGAGCAUUGUUCAUAAACAGAUUAAUUAUGUUAAAGAAAAGCAAGAAGUCAUCGUUUCCCACUCCGUUGAGCAGUCUUCGAUUUUAGAGAGAGAAAAACUGAAAAACUCUAACUUUAAAUCCGAAGAAGAAUGUGUAAAAAAGAAAAAACCUAAAUCUUCCCUCAAGUGCUUAUCUGAUAAUUCAGAAUCCAUCAAAAGUGUUAAAUUCAAACCCAAUUCAUCCAUUCAAGAAAAAAAUAAUACUAAAAGUGAUAAAACGAAAUCCAAAACUUCUAAAAACAAGGACACGGAUAAGAAAACGGAUAAGAAAACAGUUAAGGUUCAAAACAAGGGCAUUCUUAAGACGACUAAGAAAACGCCCAAAGAAAAACAAGGGAGCAAUAGUAAAAAGCUGAAGAAAAUCGAACAGACCAAAUCCGAAGUAAAAGUUAAAGAGACAAUUCGGAUGCAGAAAACGUGUACAUAUCAAUCCGUCACAACAGUAAAUACUCAUGGAACUAAUUCUAGCGUCGUACCCGUUAGUCACGUGGGAAUGACGACGAAUAUUUCAAAGACUAAAAAGACGGUUGUGACUGAUGAAGAAUGCAAAAACAAAAUAAACUAUUCCAGCGGGACUGUUAUGAAUAAUUCGUAUUGCCUAACGUCGGACAGUCCUUGCACUAUGGGUCAUCACAGAGAUUGCUGCAAUCUCCACACCCAUGCACAAAUCAUACCCAUAGCACAUGUGCAAACUUGUUCCAUUGGUCAUGGUGUAAAUAGGACUUCAGAUUCGUCUUCAUCAUCAUCCCAUUGUGAAGGAAGCUUUCCAGUGCAUAGGUUUGGCCAUCAACAAUCUAUCAUCUACUCUUCUCCUACUAUAGAUUAUGGUUGUUGCUGUUCUGGUUCCUUAAUGCAAAAUGUCCACGAUACUUGCCUUGUGAGAAAGAAAAUAGUUGCUUAUUCCCAUCACUUUCCCCACCACAACCACCUCUCGAACAGUACUUUCGGGUCUGAUGGACUGUGCACGGAUUAUCACCCCGGUAAUCCGACGUUCGAUGCUACGAAGCAUCACGCGCCGCACUUCGGCCUGUCUCCUCCCCCACACUCUCGGGUGAGUUGCUGUUCCUGCAGCGAGCUCCACCGAGACAGCAAUCAACACCAUCCCCAAUCGACCGGGAGUUGCCUUCAGUUUCUAUCUUCACCAAAGAGUUCAGCAAGUCUGGUGCCUUGUGAGCAGUCUCCGUUGGACCUAUCUCUGGCUUCGGCAGCCGCCUCCAACAGCAGUGCGGAUUCUGACAUUCCUUUCCAACCGGGACAGUGUCCCAGUCCACUGUGCUGCCGGGACCUGUUGCUGUUGCGGACAUCCGCCCCGCACGGAUGCCAAACGAACCAGUUCCCCGUCAGGAAAGCUUGCUGCAAGUGCGACCAGUCGAUCUGUGGGAACGCGAUGCGGUGUUCCGGCAAAUGCGUCAACAGGCUGGACCAGCCUUCGAAAUCGGCUAACCAUGUCGGCUUGCUGACGUCUGUUGUUAGCCAAGGAUCUGUUCUUCCAAUCGUGUCUGCGUCUACUGUUACUACUAAAAACGUACCUCAAAUAACGACGGAUAAUUUAGUGACGACCAAAAAGGAAAAAAUUGUGUCUCCCAAACAGUCCAGCAAACUCGCGGCAUCGAAAAAGAGACAGUUCGAGCAUGGCUGGAGUUGGAAAGGAAGACCAAGGGAAAAGCUUAUAUGCCUCACUAAUGACUCUGCUCCGUGUAUGAGGCUAUGUUAUCCAAGUGUGCAACACAAGGAAGGGGACACAAUCAGUGAGAGGGACUGCGUUCUUUUAAGGUCGGGUCCUAAGGACACGGACUUGCCAUAUGUCGCUAAGAUAGCUACAUUUUGGGAGAACCCUGAUGAUGGGGAAAUGAUGAUGAGCCUCCUGUGGUACUAUCGUCCAGAGCACACAGAGCAGGGUCGAAAACCUGGGCAAAUGGAAGAUGAGGUCUUUGCUUCAAGACACAAAGAUGCUAAUUCAGUUGCUUGCAUUGAAGACAAGUGCUAUGUACUUACGUAUAACGAGUACUGCAGGUAUAGGGCAAGUCUGACGAUGGAAGAGGAUACAAUAUCCAAGGCAUCCAUGCUGGUUCCUGAGCUGGCUGACGGAUACCCGAGGAAAGAAAGACUCCCCAGUGAUGCCGUGGCUAGUGAUAUCGUGUUCUUCUGUCGCCAUGUCUAUGACUUCAGGACAAAAAGAAUCCUCAAGAACCCCUCAUCGAACACUUAAAACAAUUCAUCUGAACUUAACAAGUCUCGUGAUAGCAGCUAGUCUAGACUUUGAAGGGAAAGGUACUGACUUUCUGUUCUGCUAUGAUAACAAAAAGAAAAAAAAAGGCAUUCGUAAUUGCAUAUCUGCCAGCUCCUAAUUGCACAGGAUCAGGAACUUACCUGACUCUGGGAAUUCGCGUGCUCUUGACGUACUUGGUUGAUAUUUUUAGUUAUUUCUUAGUAUUUUUCUAUAGUUUACUUGUUGCAACUUCUUGAAAAAAUUUAGUUUUUGAAGAUCCUCCUGACAAAUUUAUUGGUUUUUGUAGCUGCUUUUUUUAAGAAGUCAGUUUUUAAAUUUCAUAUGAAAAGUUCAAUUAAAAAAUUUGGUAUCAGCUUGGGAGCAAUAUCCGGAAAUUUUUAAUAUUUUUAUCAUGGAAACUUUCUACAUGUUGAAAUUUCUUUGUUAAAAUUCUUUAGUUAUAAUUCUUCCUUUAAAAAUCCUUCUGUGUCAACUUCUCUGAAGAUUAAGUUUCUCAGCGCACAAAUUUCAAAUAACAUAGUAAAUUUUACCUAUUUUUCUUUGAAAACUGUUUUGUUUUCCAUAGUAUCGUUAUAAAAGAUCUUUAAUUUUAAAAACUU